UCUUGAACUGAAUGAAUUCAAAACUAAGUCAAGACAGGCUCGUGUCAUUUAACCCUGACACAUCCUCCUCAGCGCGAGCCGACUGAAUCCACUCUAUUCGCAAGGUAGUAAGUGACGUCACGCGCGCGAGACACACGGUAGUCUGAGAGGUAGAGAGCGAGCGAGAGAGAGAGAGAGAGAGAGAGAGACAGCCGAAGAUAAAUACCAGCCUGCACUCGGAGUAACGCUACUUGUGUUCCCGAAACUGUUAUACGGUUAUUUAUUUGUGUGUAAACACCAGCAGCGCUGCGGUGAUGUUGCCGCGUGCGCCUUUAAUCCACUGGCUCGUGCUGCUGCUGCUGCGCUGGUGCUGUGAGUCGCGCGCGCGGACGGUUGACGGCUGUCCGGCAGAGUGUAGCUGUGAUCAGGACGGAGAGUCUGUGAGAGUGGACUGUGCGGACCGCGCGCUCACUGCGCUGCCCAGGUCCAUCAGCGCACGCGCCACUUACCUUGAUCUGAGCAUGAACAACAUCAGCCAGCUGCCCAGCAAUGCUUUUACCGCUUUUCACCUUCUGGAGGAGCUACGACUGGCGGGAAACGAUUUGACGGACAUCCCUAAAGAUGCUUUUGAUGGCCUUGUCAAUCUCAAAACUCUAAUGCUCCAAAACAACCAGCUUCGGGAGGUCCCCAGAGAGGCCUUUAAGAGCCUACAGAACCUUCACUCCCUACGUUUGGACGCAAACCAUAUCUCAAGAGUACCGCAAGACUGUUUCGAAGGACUGUCCUCUUUGCGCCACUUGUGGCUGGAUGACAACGCUCUGACCGAGGUACCAGUCGAUGCCCUGCGUCCCCUCUCUUCCCUGCAGGCCAUGACCUUCGCCCUUAACAAGAUCACCCACAUCCCGGACCGAGCUUUCGCCAAUCUUUCCAAUCUGGUGGUUCUGCAUCUCAAUAACAACAGAGUGCUGUCCCUGGGAAAACAGAGCUUUGAUGGACUACAGAGCCUGGAGACUUUGGAUUUGAACUAUAACAGUCUGGAGGAGUUCCCCAUGGCUAUCAGAACCUUGAGGACUUUAAAAGAGUUGGGAUUUCACAACAACAACAUCAAAUCCAUCCCUGAGCAUGCCUUCAUUGGAAACCCCUCUCUCUUAACAAUAUUCUUCUACGACAACCCUAUUCAAUUCGUUGGCCAGUCUGCUUUCCAGCACUUGCCGGAGCUCAGAACACUGUCUUUAAAUGGAGCAGCAGAUAUCACGCAGUUCCCGGAUCUCACAGGCACACAUAGUCUGGAGAGGCUCGCUAUCACAGGUGCAAGAAUCACCUCUCUACCGAGCUCAGUGUGUGAGCAGCUUCCCAACCUGCAGAUACUAGAUCUUUCCUACAACCUAAUCCAUUCUCUGCCAAGUCUCCAAGGCUGCAAGAAGAUUCAAAAGAUCGAUCUCCAUCAUAACCAGAUCCACGAGCUGAAAGCAGACACGUUUCGAGGCUUGCCUUUACUCAAGUCCCUUGGCCUGGCCUGGAAUAAGCUGUGCUCUGUCGACCCGCUCUCCUUCGCUGAGCUGCCAGCUCUCACCAAACUUGACCUGACUUCCAAUCACCUCUCAUCUUUACCUGUGGUUGAGAUGCACGUGUUGACUCACCUGAAACUGGCUGGAAACAUAGACCUCCAAGAGCUAAUUCCAGUGGAGAGAUUCCCCAGACUGAGGGUCAUGGAGAUGCCCUAUGCAUUUCAGUGCUGUGCUUUUCUGACCUGCGAGAAACACAUGAUUAGUUGGGAAAAGGAGAAGAACAGCAGCAAUGACGUAAGAAGGAAAGACGGUGUCGCCUCCAGCACAGGAGACCAUGAAUUUGAGGAUCUUUUCCCUGACCCUGAAGACGAUUCUGUUUUACACCACUCAAUCCAGUGCUCCCCAUCACCAGGCCCAUUUCAGCCAUGUCUUUAUUUGUUCGAGAGCUGGCUCAUCCGUUGUGGAGUUUGGAUCGUUGCCGUCAUGUCCCUGAUUAGUAAUGCUAUGGUCAUGGUGUCUGUCUUUCUUUCUCCAACAUUUUUGUCUCCCGUGAAGCUGCUGGUGGGCUUGUUAGCGCUGGUUAACAGCCUGACAGGACUGUGCAGUGGAGUUAUGGCUCUUGUAGAUGCCCUCACCUUUGGGAGCUUUGCAAAAUAUGGCGCAAACUGGGAAAGCAGUGCAAGCUGUAAGCUCACUGGAUUCGUGAUGGUCUUUGCAUCCGAAACGAGCGUCUUCCUGUUGACCGUGGCCGCUGUGGAAAGAAGUUUUUCUGUCCAUAAUGGGAAAGCAGCAUUGGAUUAUAGAGCCUCAAAAGCGAUGGUUAAGCUAGCAGUGCCAUUUUGCUUCAUCUUGGGUUUGGGGGUAACAUCGCUACCUCUCCUACACGUUACUGAUUACGGAACAUCAUCGCUCUGCCUUCCUGUUCCCCUUGGAGAAAACUCUGGUUUGGGCUUGAUGGUGGUCCAAGUCCUGGUCAACUCUUUAUGCUACCUGGUCAUGACCGUAACCUACACGUGUCUGUAUUGCAGCUUAGAGAAAGGCGAGCACGACAAGCUCUGGGACUGCUCCAUGAUCCGCCACGUGGCCUGGCUUCUUUUCGCCAAUUGUGUCCUUAACUUCCCUGUAGCAUUCCUGUCGUUUUCUGCCCUGUUGAAAAUCUCCGCCGUGGGUCCGGAUGUGAUCAAAUCAGUGCUCCUGGUGGUGGUACCCUUACCUGCGUGUCUUAACCCUUUGCUUUAUGUGCUCUUUAACCCCCAUUUCAAAGAGGACCUGGGACUCUUGCUCAGACACACUGGGGUGACGCUGCUGAGGAACCAGCACCUGAGCCUGGCCUCGCUUGACUCAGACGAUGCCGAGAAACAGUCAUGUGACUCCACGCAAGCUUUGGUCUCUUUCACCAGUUUGAACAAACAACCGACGUGUUUGGCACAGGAUCCCAAGCCACAUCAUUUCACUGUGCAUUGUGUGUGCACGUCUUAAAGCUGUGUGUCAUCUUAAAAAUGCAAGACUUUUCUAAGAAUUAUUUUACACACGGCCCAGUGUGUAAGACAAACCCAGUCAGCGUUACAUCUGUUAGUGUGAACGCAUAAAUAUGUGCUUUAUGUUGGGUGCACAUAGACAAGACUUCAGUAUCGCUGUGUGUGUUGGUCGAGUAAACAUGAGGAGAAUACUGAUGUCUGAUGCUUUCUUCAGACGUGGUGGCACGGUCUUUACUGCCAUUAAAGGGGCAAAUGGGGCAAUCCAUGACUUUUUAGCUGUGUACCAAGCAGAAGCAUAAAUGCAGUAACAUUGUUACCUUAUAUUUGCAUAAUAUUUUACCUCUCUUUGGGUUGUAUUUCCAUAUUUUGUGAACCUUGAGAUAAUCAGAUGUAAAAUACACAGUAAUACUUGGUUAAACCUAAAAGCUUAAUAAUACAGUUACUUUACAUGUUAUGUAAUAUUAUACCAUCCUAUAGACACUGAAGAUGGUGGGUCCGUGUGUGGUGUAUUUUUCUUUUUUGACCUAUUCAAAGGUUAAUGUAUAAAACAUGUAAUUUUUGAUGGUUGACAAGACAGUUAAGACGAUUAUUUUCAACUAGCAACACACACUUACAAGCCUGUAUGCUGUUUCCAUUUCACUUUGUGUUGUAGUGUUCCAUGCUUGCUGUUUAAUGUGUUACAGAAACAACAUUUUAGAUAAUUAAUGAAGGAUUAAGCAACUUUUAAUUGUUAUACCACGAUUUUAAAUAGCACUUGUUUAAGACUUCAGAUCUUCGUUUUUAAUCAAUUAAUCAACGUAUUUGUUUACUAAAUGCCUUGUCCUCCUGUGAAUGUAUUUAUGUAACAUUAAAUAGAGAAUUUUAAUUGGAUAUAUGGAUUGCUAAAUUGAUACGUACACUACCAGUCAAAAGUUUGGAAACACCUUCUAA
Molecule: messenger RNA, 3895 nt
Organism: Clarias gariepinus (North African catfish)
Lineage: Eukaryota; Metazoa; Chordata; Actinopteri; Siluriformes; Clariidae
Product: leucine-rich repeat-containing G-protein coupled receptor 5-like
Exons: 18
Coding region: 294-2966 (890 amino acids)
Biological process (GO): G protein-coupled receptor signaling pathway
Cellular component (GO): membrane
Molecular function (GO): protein-hormone receptor activity; G protein-coupled receptor activity; protein binding
Source: RefSeq, a predicted model, not a curated record